UCCUUUCUCUCGCCUCCCGUCUUCACUGUGUCCACCUGCGACUCACAAGGACCUCUCACAACAUUUGGGAAACUUUUGUUUUCCAAAGAGCAAUCAGGGACACAGAUCCAAACACGAUUUCAAGACUUUUAUUCGCUCUCUUACUUGUGCCGAGCACUAAAAUGCAUUUAUUGACUUCAGCCAAGGAGUCCAGGAUGAUGCCGUUCCCUGUAUUUUCAACGUUUUUGCUGCUGGCAUCUUUGUGGCUGAAAGGUCUCUGGGCUGGUGACGCCACGGGCUGCCCGUCCUGUGGUUUGCCGUCGAUGGAGAAGGACGCAGAGGAAAGGCUGAUGAUAGAAAUUGCAAAGCAGCAAAUCUUGGACAAGCUGCACCUGAAAGAGAGACCAAACAUCACUCAGACCGUGCCUCGGGUAGCGCUCCUCACGGCGCUGCGCAAACUGCACUCAGGACGCGUCAGACAGGAUGGCACUCUGGAGCUGGACAACAACAUACCUGCCAAAGAUCAGGGGUAUGAAAUAGUGAGCUUUGCAGACAUAGAUGAAAGAGAAAACGGUGAUGGACCCAGUCUCAGCCUCACCUUCCAGUUCCUGCAGGAGCAUGGACAGAGUAUCCAGGUACUCCAGUCCUCCCUGUGGAUCUACGCCCGCUCCUCUGGGGACCCACACCGGGAUUCCCGCCUCCCCGCCCGGGUCUUCCUCUCUGCAGACGAUGGGGUGUCAGGCUCUGGCCGUACCCUGGUCAUAGAAAAGAUGCUGGAGGUGCAGGAGAGUAACUGGCACACCUUCCCCAUCACUCGCACCCUGCAGGCAUUCCUGGAUGGGGGCAAACGGCGUCUGCGGCUGGAGGUUAGCUGCGAUGAGGAUGGGAAGAAUCUCUGUUCCCUGGAUGGCCCCUCCGACACCCCCAACCAGCCCUUCAUGGUGGCCCAGGUGCGUCUCCGUGACGACCACUCCAAACAUAUGCUGAGGAAGCGCUCGCUGCGCUGCGGCGAUGAUGUAACCGUGUGCUGUAAGAGGGACUUCUACAUCAAGUUCAAGGAUAUCCAGUGGCAGGACUGGAUCAUCGCUCCCGAGGGCUACCACAUGAACUAUUGCAUGGGUCAGUGCCCCCAGCACCUGUCUGGCUCCCCGGGCAUAGCCUCCUCAUUCCACGCAAGUGUCUUCAGCCUGCUGAAAGUCAAUGGCAUUAACACGGCCGUUUCGUCGUGCUGCGUGCCCACUGAGCGCCGGCCCCUCUCCAUGGUGUACUUCAACUCCCAGCACAGCAUCGUCAAAACAGACGUCCCCGACAUGAUAGUAGAGUCCUGCGGAUGUACAUAAAGGAGAGACAGGGUGAGAGCAGAGUAGUUAAGUUAAUGUCUGUUUGCAUUUAUUUUAUGCCGAGAACUAAAAAGAAGCAUUAGCACAGUACAGAACAAACAGACGUGUACAAAUGAUGUGGGAUUUCCAGUAUUUCUGUGUCUAACUUGGGACAACCCACACUUGUUUUACUCGUUAACACAACAAUGCUAACACAUACUGACACAACAUCUAAUGAUUCUGGCUUGAAAAUGAGAAAUGUGCACCAUUUGAAACAAAAACAUGGUACGUGAUAUUCUCUCUUACAAACGAUUAAUUAUGAGAAAUUAUACUUUUCAAAACAGCUCUACAUUCUUGCAUGACAAAAUGACACCACCUUCACAGACUGGAUCAUCCACUGAUUAUAGAAAUUGAAUGAUGACUUUUGCAAAAUGACACAAAUAGAUGGAUAGUAUCUGAGGAAUGAACUCAAACAUAUAUUUUUGCUAACAUAUAUUGCAUUGUGAAGUGUUUUGUCCCAAAUUAGUCAUGUAACUGAUGCAUCAAAUUAGACACAUUCUUUUAGCAAUGAAUACACACACACACACACACACACACACACACACACACACACUCAGCGUAUAUGGAGCAACUAUAGUGUCACAAACUGUGUUUCAAAGUACAGUUAUAUCAACCUGUUAACAGGGUAUGGACGUUUUAUAUGAGAGCUAUUACCAGGGCCUGAUGACAUGAUGUCCUGUCUGGAGAGAUUUUAUUAGGAAUCAACGACAGUUCUUUUGUUAGGAAAACAUAGUAGUUUUGCAUUUAUAUUAUCUUGACUUUUAUUAUCAGUUUUAAAGACUGAAACACAAUUUCAGUGCCUAGAACCAGCUGAGUUUUGUAGUCAGAAACAAAGUUUGUCAAUAUUAUAUUGCAAUUUAUUUUCUAUUUUGAAGUAAGUAGUAGAUGUAAUUAAAGUGUAUACUAUAUAGUAUGACAAAAAUGCAUUAACAAAGAGGAAAGAGAUUAAUACAAAGCCUUCAAUCCAAUGUUAACUUAAGAGCAUUUCAUUUUCUUUUUCAUAUAUUUUGUCUUUCAUGAUUGCUGCUAGGACUGUGUUCGGUGAUGCAGUAAAGAUUUUAAGAGAUCUCAGGAAUUUGGGAGUAGAAGUGAGAACACUUGAAACAAAGCACCAUAGCUUUGUUUCUUUCUGCAUUUUGUCGCCGUUGCUGUGUUCACAUAUAAAAUCAGCAAACAUUUGUCAUUUUACAGGGAUUUCUGUGGCUUCUCUGCCCCAUUUCUUAGCUUUAAAUAAAGCCCACGGAUCCAUAAGAAGAUAUUUUUAAAUUUUAAUUGUGCCUUCCAAAAUGGUUUGUGACGUACAAGUGCAACUUGGAAUCAUUUGGAAUCAUGUCACAUUGGCUAAAAGGAAGACAAACGUCCAAAGGGAAUCUAGUCUAUAUUCAUAUUCACAGUAUUCUUCACUGUGUUUGAGUGUAUUAAUUUCAUUUUAAUCAUCAGUGACUAAGGAAGUCUUUUGUUCAAACUUGCAACAUACUCUUUAUGUCAGCUUUUACUUAUGUUAUUAUCAUAAGUUGAAUACUUCUGUGUUUCAUUCAACAAGUAUUGUCAUUACAUUGUGAAGUUUUAAGCAGUUCUUAUGAUUAAUGCAACACAAGACAACAGUGACAACUUUCACCGUCUGAGCAGGCAGAGUCAGCCCUGACAGCUGCCCAUACAUUAGCCGAUGAUGCAUACAGGUUGAAAUGUGUUUAAUCAGCAUCUUCACUGUAUUAUUUACUCAGGUAAUCAGUUGGGCAAGAGGUGUUCUGACGGAAUGAACUGAAGGUUAUUCCUCAGCUGCAUAAGCAAACAUUUAGCUAUUGCUUCAGUGUCAGGUAAUGUGAAGGUCUGUGAGGCAGGUGGGUCAACGGGCAUGUGCUGCGGGCACGUUGGCAUCCAUAUCUCUCAAAGUCUAAAGUUUUUUUGGAUGAUGUAAAAUCAUAAGCUUUCCAGGCAAUCAUUAUUUGAUGUUUUUGCAGAUUUUUAAAAACAUUUUGUCUUUCAGCUCGUCUUUUCAACCUAGUUUACACUAAGCUUAGCAGCGCAGAAGUCUAAGAUCUUGCCUGCUUUCUGGAUGGUGUUUUGUUUCCUUACUAUAGUGAUAAAUGUAUGGCUUAAAGCCCUUAUUUACUGUAUUGUACGGCCAUGAUACACAGGCAACAUUUUCAGGCAAUGAAGAUGGAGGAAAUGUGAGAACAAGUAUCACCAACAUUUCUAAUCACGUUUUUCUUAAUUACCUUUAUAUGUGUUCAGAUUUAUUUUUAUCCUCUCCAUUUCCCAUCCACAAUUAAUAUCGCCGCAAAAAGCUGCCUGUGUAUCAUCACCUUAUUGUUCAAACCUGCAGACAACAAAUUACUGCUACAGUUUAUUGUUUAUUUGUUUUAUUUUGCAAGCACUUCCUGUCGCAGGACUCUAUGUGACAUUGAGGCACCAUCCUGACACAGCUUACUAAGCACUUUAUUACCCUACUGUAUUUUUGGAGCAAAUUCUGCUUGAUGCAUCUACUACUUAUAGUUGUGAUGGUUGGCACGACAAAAAAAUGCAAAGGCAAAAAGAAAAUGUCAAUUAGGUUGUUUUCUUAAGCUCUAGUUGUGUUUAAAUAUGUGAUAUUGUAUAUACUUGCAGAGCAUAGGAGUGAUGCAGGGAUUUCUGUAUACUGUAACUGGUGAAAAUGGAGCCAGCAUUUGAAUUCUGUAGCAAUUUGUUGUAAUUCUGAUCUUUAUUUUUAUAUAUAUAUGAUACUAUAUUUUAUGCAUAAAUAAAUACUUUGUAAUACCAAAUAUAUGUGAGAAGUUUGUCAUAAUGUGCUGAAAUUAUGUGAUUACAAUGAAACUAUUUUUAAUAAAUAAAUAAUUUGAAUUCAGA
This is a messenger RNA of Myripristis murdjan (pinecone soldierfish), 4205 nucleotides long. Its product is annotated as inhibin beta B chain. NCBI's taxonomy places the organism in Eukaryota, Metazoa, Chordata, Actinopteri, Holocentriformes, Holocentridae. The coding region runs from base 162 to 1319 and encodes 385 amino acids. The transcript has 2 exons. Gene Ontology annotation, molecular function: hormone activity; cytokine activity; growth factor activity. The record is from RefSeq and is a predicted model, not a curated record. Gene Ontology annotation, cellular component: extracellular region.